Messenger RNA from Hippocampus zosterae (dwarf seahorse), 1568 nucleotides. It is a transcript of the gene rraga, whose product is annotated as Ras-related GTP binding A. The record is from RefSeq and is a predicted model, not a curated record. Lineage: Eukaryota; Metazoa; Chordata; Actinopteri; Syngnathiformes; Syngnathidae. The transcript is spliced from 10 exons. The coding region runs from base 206 to 1153 and encodes 315 amino acids. Gene Ontology annotation, cellular component: lysosome; Gtr1-Gtr2 GTPase complex; nucleus. Gene Ontology annotation, biological process: positive regulation of TOR signaling; regulation of autophagy; cellular response to starvation. Gene Ontology annotation, molecular function: GTP binding; GTPase activity.
CCCGGAAACUACGUAUGUUUUUUUAUUAGCCACAACUGGGAGCGUACGUCACGUCAUGUGACUGCGGCGUAAACAGGAAGCAGCUGAUCUCAACUCUUGUCUGUACCUGAUAUCAUCAACUGAGUGGGAGGAAGAGGAGAGCUGCGCACAAGAAGUCACCUGAUCCGCAGCUCGUUGCAAACUUCCACCGUGUCUUCUGAAGGGGAUGUCCAGUUCAGCCAUGAAGAAAAAGGUGUUAUUGAUGGGGAAAAGCGGGUCAGGAAAGACCAGUAUGAGAUCAAUCAUCUUUGCCAACUACAUAGCUCGAGACACGCGUCGCCUUGGAGCAACAAUUGAUGUGGAACACUCGCACGUGCGAUUUCUUGGCAACCUCGUUCUAAACCUUUGGGAUUGUGGAGGACAAGACACUUUCAUGGAGAACUACUUCACCAGCCAGAGGGACAACAUCUUUCGGAAUGUAGAAGUGCUUAUUUACGUUUUCGACGUAGAGAGCCGUGAGUUGGAGAAAGACAUGCAUUACUACCAGUCGUGUCUGGAAGCCAUCCUACAGAACUCUCCUGACGCUAAAGUCUUCUGCCUCGUGCACAAAAUGGAUCUGGUGCAGGAGGACCAGAGAGACUUGAUCUUUAAGGAGCGCGAGGAGGACUUGAAGAGACUUUCCCGACCUUUAGCUUGCACAUGCUUCAGGACGUCCAUCUGGGAUGAAACUCUGUACAAGGCGUGGUCCAGCAUUGUGUACCAGCUUAUCCCCAACGUCCAGCAACUUGAGACCAAUUUAAGGAACUUUGCACAGAUUAUAGAGGCAGAUGAAGUCCUUCUCUUUGAGAGAGCCACUUUUCUGGUGAUCUCCCACUACCAGUGCAAAGAGCAGCGGGACGCCCACCGUUUUGAGAAGAUCAGUAAUAUCAUCAAACAGUUCAAACUCAGCUGUAGUAAACUGGCAGCCUCUUUCCAGAGCAUGGAAGUGAGGAACUCCAACUUUGCGGCCUUCAUUGACGUCUUCACUUCCAACACAUACGUCAUGGUCAUCAUGUCAGACCCAUCUAUUCCCUCUGCAGCUACCCUCAUCAAUAUCCGCAAUGCUAGGAAACACUUUGAGAAGUUGGAACGAGUGGACGGACCCAAGCACAGCCUGCACAUGCGAAUGCGCUAGUUGCCAUAUGUGUUUGUCCUGCCGGACCCUCUCACUCAACCAAUCAGCUCCCAGAUAUCUGCGCCGCUCCUUUUUCAAAAUGCAAGGAGACCCGCAUCCUUGCCUCACUAGAUCCUCGCGUUCAAUCAUACUUAAUAGGAGGAUUUUGUCUCCCGGGUCAUCAUAAGUAUAUCAAGCAGCGCCUUUUUUUUUGCUCUUGUCAAUUAUUUGUCCUCCUGCGUCCGAUUAAAGAAUGGAACAAUGUGUUUACUCUGAAGGGGGAUAUUAUGAACCUCACUGUUGUAUACUGAAGACCCCCAGUUCUCACUCAUGGGGAUCUUCUCACCCCAUUUCCCAGAAUGAAAUGCAACAGCUACUGCUCCAGUGUAUGUGUGCUGUUCUUUGAAAAUACAAGCAAUAUAGUUUUAUUCAGAAA